This is a messenger RNA of Pipistrellus nathusii (Nathusius's pipistrelle), 1176 nucleotides long. Lineage: Eukaryota; Metazoa; Chordata; Mammalia; Chiroptera; Vespertilionidae. The record is from the annotation of a GenBank genome assembly.
AUGGGCGCCGAGGCCCCGGGGGGCGGGCCGGCGCUGCGGGAGCUCCUGCGCGAGGCCGACAGCGGCCUGCUGGAGUGCCAGGUGUGCUUCGAGCGGUUCGGCCCCCGCCAGCAGCGGCGCCCGCGCAACCUGCCCUGCGGCCACGUGGUGUGCCUGGCCUGCGUGGCCGCCCUGGCGCAGCCGCGCACGCUGGCGCUCGAGUGCCCCUUCUGCCGGCGGGCCUGCCGCGGCUGCGACACCAGCGACUGCCUGCCGCUGCUGCACCUGCUGGAGCUCCUGGGCCCCGCGCAGGCCGCCCGCCGCGCGGCCCCCGGCGGCCCCGGGGCGCUCACCUGCCGCCUGGCCUUCGGCGGCUGGGGGACCCUGGUGAACCCCACGGGGCUGGCGCUGUGCCCCAAGACCGGGCGGGUCGUGGUGGUGCACGACGGCAAGCGGCGCGUCAAGAUCUUCGACUCCGGGGGCGGAUGCGCUCACCAGUUUGGAGAGAAGGGAGGCGCUGCCUGGGACAUCAAGUACCCACUGGACGUCACGGUCACCAGCGACUGCCACGUGGUUGUCACCGAUGCGGGCGACCGCUCCAUCAAGGUGUUCGAUUUUUUGGGCCAGCUCAGGCUCGUCUUCGGAGGCCCGUUCUCCUUGCCGUGGGGUGUGGAGACCACCCCUCAGAACGGGGUGAUGGUCACGGACGCCGAGGCAGGGUCCCUGCACCUCCUGGAAAUGGACUUUGCAGAAGGGGUCCUCCGGCGCACCGAGAGGCUGCACACGCACCUGUGCGGCCCCCGCGGGGUGGCGGUGUCCCGGCUCACCGGGGCCAUCGCGGUCCUCGAGCGGCCCCUGGCGCCGGGGGCCGGGACCUGCGGCACCACGGUCAAGGUGUUCAGCGCCACCAUGCAGCUCAUCGGGCAGGUGGACACCUUCGGGCUGAGCCUCUUCUUCCCCUCGGAAAUAACAGCCUCCGCCGUGACCUUCGACCACCAGGGGAAUGUGGUGGUUGCCGAUACUUCCAGCCACGCCGUCCUGUGCUUAGGAAAACCUGAGGAGUUUCCCGCACUGAAGCCCGUCAUCACCCACGGUCUUUCCUACCCUGUGGCACUGGCCUUCACCAAGGAGAAUUCUCUUCUUGUGCUGGACAGUGCCGCCCAUUCUGUAAAAGUCUACAAGGCUGACUGGGAGUGA